GCCAAUGGGAGAGCUGAGGCGGGGAGGUGCGGCCAAUGGCGCGGUCCUGUUUGAUUCAAAGGUUGCCUAUAAAGUAGGCCCGCACGCCUGCUUUCGUCUGAGGUCUGUCGCGUCCGAACGCCGCUAUGGCUCUGCUUUCCGAGGGCCUGGACGAGCUGCCCAUCGCCUGCCUAUCGCCGUGCGGGCCGCCCAACCCGGCCGAGCUCUUCAGCGAGGAACGGCGCCUGGCUCUGGAGGAGCUGGUGGCCGGCGGCCCCGAAGCUUUGGCGGCCUUCCUGCGACGCGAGCGCCUGGCUCGCUUCUUGAACCCGGAUGAGGUGCAUGCCAUCCUGCGCGCGGCGGAGCCGCCGGGAGAGGAGGGUGUGGCGGCCGCGGCCGAGGACUCGUUCGGCUCCUCGCAUGACUGCUCGUCGGGCACCUACUUCCCCGAGCAGUCAGACCUGGAGCCGCCGCUGCUGGAGCUCGGCUGGCCGGCCUUCUACCAGGGCGCCUACCGCGGCGCCACGCGCGUCGAGGCGCACUUCCAGCCCCGCGGCGCAGGGGCGGGCGGCCCCUACGGCUGCAAGGACGCGCUGCGCCAGCAGCUCCGCUCUGCGCGAGAGGUGAUUGCAGUGGUAAUGGAUGUGUUCACAGACAUCGACAUCUUCAGAGACCUGCAAGAAAUAUGCAGGAAAAAGGGAGUCGCUGUGUAUAUCCUUCUGGACCAGGCUCUCCUCUCUCAAUUUUUGGAUAUGUGCAUAGAUCUGAAAGUUCAUCCUGAACAGGAAAAGCUUAUGACAGUUCGGACUAUCACAGGAAAUAUCUACUAUGCAAGGUCAGGAACUAAAAUUAUUGGGAAGGUUCAUGAAAAGUUCACAUUGAUUGAUGGCAUCCGUGUGGCAACAGGCUCCUACAGCUUUACAUGGACGGAUGGCAAAUUAAAUAGCAGUAACUUGGUAAUUCUGUCUGGCCAAGUGGUUGAACACUUUGAUCUGGAGUUCCGAAUCCUGUAUGCCCAAUCCAAGCCCAUCAGCCCCAAACUCCUGUCUCACUUCCAGAGCAGCAACAAAUUUGGUCACCUCACUGACCGAAAACCACAGUCCAAGGAGCUCACCCUGGGCAAUCUGCUGCGGAUGCGGCUGGCUAGGCUCUCAAGUACUCCCAGGAAGACGGACUUGGACCCAGAGAUGCCUGCAGAGGGCAAGGCAGAGCCCAAGCCCCAUGACCGUGAGUCCUCCACUGUUAGUGAGGAAGACUACUCCAACAGGGAUGAGCUCCAGAGCAGAAAGGCCACUGAUGCUGCCACUCAGACAGAGCCAGGAGAGGGGAUGCCAGGGCUGAGUGUGAGUGAGGUGGGAACACAAACCAGCAUCGCCACUGCCUGUGUUGGGACCCAGAAUGCAGUCGCCACCAGGGUAGCCUGCUCUCAAACCAUGAUUUGGUCCACGUCGACCACCACUCAGACUGACAUGGAUGAGAACAUUCUCUUUUCUCAAGGAACUCAAUCUGCAGAAGGGUCACCAGCCUCAAAAAUGUCUAUAUCAAGAUCUUCCAGUUUGAAGUCUUCCUCUUCCGUGUCUUCCCAAGGCUCUGUGGCAAGCUCCACUGGCUCUCCCACUUCUGUCAGAGCUACUGACUUCCACAAUCCUGUCUAUCCCAAGUACCUGGGCACCCCGCACCUGGAACUGUACUUGAGUGACUCAUUUAGAAACUUGAACAAAGAGCGGCAAUUCCACUUUGCUGGUAUCAGGUCCCGGCUCAACCGCAUGCUGGCUAUGCUCUCAAGGAGAACAUUCUUUACUGAAAACCACCUUGGCUUUCAUUCUGGCAAUUUCAACAGAGUUAAUUUGCUUGCUAUUAGAGAUGUAGCACUUUAUCCUUCCUAUCAGUAACUGCUCCGUGUUCAGACUUCUGGUUUCCUCCAGUCUCGCAGUGGACAUCAUCAGCUUCCUGCUUUGAAAAAUAUCUCACGCCCCUAAUUGCCUUUCUUUUACCUGACUUUGUUACCCUUGCUGUCUUUGAAUUUUUUUUUUCUACGUAGCAUUUGCUCCUGAAGCUGUCCUUGAAUUCUAUAGGCUGUAUAUUAUUUUACAUGCUUUGUUUUUGUCAUGUAU
This is a messenger RNA of Saimiri boliviensis boliviensis (Bolivian squirrel monkey), 2093 nucleotides long. RefSeq names its product family with sequence similarity 83 member D (gene SACK1D). Gene Ontology annotation, biological process: positive regulation of cell cycle G1/S phase transition; signal transduction; protein localization to mitotic spindle. NCBI's taxonomy places the organism in Eukaryota, Metazoa, Chordata, Mammalia, Primates, Cebidae. The record is from RefSeq and is a predicted model, not a curated record. Gene Ontology annotation, cellular component: mitotic spindle pole; cytosol. Gene Ontology annotation, molecular function: protein kinase binding.